AUGUCCCAGCAGCAGUGCACAGAGUCGUUUGUCGAACCUGCUACUCUGUCAAAAAAUCAGAGGAAAGAAUUAGUCCGGACAUCAUUCAACAAACGGAUUCUCGAGCUGAGGAAGAGUUUUGAUGCCCAAGUCCAUGCUAUUGCGCAGGAAUUUGUUAGGCACGGUUCACGCUAUUCAGCAAACCAGAUACGAAAGCAAGUUGUCUAUAAGUUUUCUGCACCAAAAAAAGUACGGAAGCCAAUGCUCCCUAAUGCCUGGGCACAUGCAAAGGCGCAGGCACAUCGUAAACAAGAGAAAGCGCUGCCAAACCUCCCAUACUCCAAAGAGUACCUUGAGCUUCUUGACGACAUCAACAAUGAAGAAGUGACGUUUGAUGACAUAAAGAACCCACUUACUCCAAUGGAUGAACAUCACGCACGAGUUGCCUUAGAAGGUGUUGUCGUCAAAAGGGAGAAUCGGGCCCUAAAAGAAAACAUAAUCUCACCUGAACUGUCAGCACAACGCAUGGCCAUCCAUGCCCGAGACCAGCUCGUCCAAAUCGCAGAGAAUGUGAACCGGGCAUGUGGAAUUCAAGUCAUGAUUAUGAUGGCAAAAGGGUCUAGCGAUGAUUUAUUUGCACCAGUCAUGUGGGCGUCAGAGAAGGCAAAGGAGUAUUGGCUGGGUGUAGCAAAAGAGCCCCUGUGGUUACAUGCCCGGCUUAUGGAGGGAUAUUGCAUCGGGGCUACAAGCAAUGUUGUGAAGGUUCAUAAAGCACUCUCCGGUUCAUUGCGUUUCCAGUUGGCAGAAUGGACAAGAACCGAACUACGCAAGGUAACUGGGAAAACUCAGCUUCCAAUGGAGUGGGUGCCUCGGAAUUAUCUAAAGCUCACGAUCCGACAUGGUGUCAAGAUUGACAUGACACACUAUCCGGGGGGUAAGAUAGUUGAGCCCAAAAGGGCCGUGGUCAAUCAUCUUCGAGAGGCUGUCAAGGGAUGGGAAGAUGGGAAAAUCAAAUGGGUUAAGCUGACGGCAGAGGAGAUUGAGCAGCAAAAAGCAGAGCUCAGUACUCUAGAAUCUGAGGCAGCGCAAGCCCAGACUGGCGACCGUAGCAAGUCACAAGCCACCCCUAACAGCAGCGUACGGAACAGUGUGGCUGCAGGUGAAAGCAGCACGAGUAUGGGAGAUAACGUAUCACCAGCACGGCCAAGUGGUUUGAACACCGAUAAUGCCACACCAGCAAGCAGCGCCACUCACACAGGGACCGAGCCAGCGGCAACCACGGAAGUCAGCUCCAGCUCCAGUAGGGGUACUAACUCGAGGAAGAAGUGCAAAGCGCCGGCAGACCCGAAGCCACGUAAAUCUCGCCGACAGAGUACCUUCCCCGGCAACGAGAGGGCAGGGGGAUAG
Messenger RNA from Cantharellus anzutake, 1386 nucleotides. RefSeq lists its product as uncharacterized. Bases 1 to 1386 code for a protein of 461 amino acids. The record is from RefSeq and is a predicted model, not a curated record. The transcript has 8 exons. Lineage: Eukaryota; Fungi; Basidiomycota; Agaricomycetes; Cantharellales; Hydnaceae.